Messenger RNA from Peniophora sp. CBMAI 1063, 462 nucleotides. The record is from the annotation of a GenBank genome assembly. NCBI's taxonomy places the organism in Eukaryota, Fungi, Basidiomycota, Agaricomycetes, Russulales, Peniophoraceae.
AUGUCCUCCACUCCGAUCAUUGUCCAUAUGUGCAUGCGGUCCGACGAUAUGGCACCCGCACCCGGCACGUUCCUUCGCUGGGUCGACGCGCCCUUGGUGAAAGGCGUAGCCCACCUUUGUGACAUGGUCGACAAGACGAAGACGUUCAAGGCGGAGAUACUCUUCUCAGAAGCUAUACCCACGCACGGCAUCCCUCUACGAUGCAAAGCUCGCAAAGAGAACAUGAAAGACUUUACGCUCGAGACAGUGCAAGCCCUACCCAAUGGGCCGAAUCACUGGCUAUGUAGCCUAUCCUGCUCGGUGGAACGCUUUGAAGCCGUCAUGCUCAUUCUCGCGUUCUACGAAGCAAGGCACGCGUGUCCGUAUACCAAAGAACAUACGGUACAGGUCAAGCGCGAAGUACCUGAACCGAGUCCAGGGAGGGCUGCAAAGCGGCAGCGGACAAGCCAUCGGAGCUUGUAA